Molecule: messenger RNA, 2635 nt
Organism: Cloeon dipterum
Lineage: Eukaryota; Metazoa; Arthropoda; Insecta; Ephemeroptera; Baetidae
Product: glucose dehydrogenase [FAD, quinone]-like
Exons: 5
Coding region: 303-2201 (632 amino acids)
Molecular function (GO): flavin adenine dinucleotide binding; oxidoreductase activity, acting on CH-OH group of donors
Source: RefSeq, a predicted model, not a curated record
GUGCAGCCGAGGAGGAUCGGCGGGCCAGACGGCCAGACGGUGCCAACACUCGCUUCCGAGCCGUGAACCACUUCUCUCGAGGCCUCCUCAGGACCGUGCUUUGUUUGGUGCACCCAGUGUCGCCUGCCACCUGGCACCGACACAUUUUUGUACCGGAUUUUGUGCUCGUUGAGUAAUACUGGUGGCUGAAUAUACCCCAAACAAGGAUUAUGUUGCCAAAGGCAACAUGACUUGAUCGUUGGGGAAAAGAGGACUAUUUUCAUCGGAAUGACGUUUGAGGAGGAAAAAGCUCCAAGGUAGCAAUGUUGUUCCCCAGCGUAGUCGCUGCAACCGCCCUCAAAGCGGGCUUCUCCCUUCUGGGCACUGGCCUCUGGACGCUGCCCUUGCUCGUCAUGGGGCUCGCCUACUACAGGUACGAUGCCCUAGACCCAGAAAACCAUCCAAUCAACCGGCCGAACUUGUUGCCAGAGUACGACUUUAUCGUAGUUGGCGCCGGUUCGGCGGGGGCGGUGGUGGCUUCCCGCCUCAGUGAGGUACCCGAGUGGAAAACACUAAUACUAGAGGCUGGCGACCAAGAGACGGAAAUCACCGACGUGCCCUCACUGGCCGCUUACCUGCAGCUCAGUAAAAUCGACUGGGGCUACAAAACCGAACCGACAGGCCAGGCUUGCCUUGCCAUGAAAAACGGUCAGUGCAAUUGGCCGAGAGGCAAAAUCCUUGGCGGAUCGUCGGUGCUCAACUACAUGCUCUACGUACGAGGAAAUCGGUACGAUUACAACCUUUGGGAAAGUUUGGGCAACCCUGGUUGGAACUUCGACAACGCACUUUACUACUUCAAAAAGUCGGAGGAUAACCGAAACCCCUACUUGGCCAAAACACCAUACCACUCAACAGGCGGUUAUCUGACCAUCCAAGAGGCACCCUACCGCACCCCUCUUGUCAUUGCGUUCGUGAAAGCUGGCACCGAGAUGGGUUACGAAGAAAGGGAUAUCAACGGUGAGAAUCAGUGCGGCUUCAUGGUGGCGCAGGGCACAAUAAGGAGAGGCGCCAGGUGCUCCACAUCCAAGGCGUUUCUUAGGCCGGUCAGACUGAGGAAAAAUUUGCAUGUUGGACUGAACGCACAAGUGACCAAAGUGCUGAUCGACGCUGAAACGAAGAGGGCGUAUGGCGUCGAAUUCAUUAGAAGUGGAAAGAGACAGGUCGUCUUUGCGAGGAAAGAAGUGAUUCUGUCUGCCGGUUCCAUCACGUCGCCGCACCUGCUGAUGCUGUCCGGCGUCGGCCCGAAGGAGCACCUGACCGCGCACGGCAUCCAAACAAUCGUGGACUCGCCGGGCGUAGGCUCCAACAUGCAGGACCACGUUGGCAUGGGCGGUCUCACCUUCCUGAUCGACAAGCCUGUGGCCAUCGUGCAAGACCGUCUUAACGCAGUGCCUAUCACGCUGGACUACGUGAUGCGCGAGCGCGGCCCCAUGACCAUGCUGGGCGGCGUCGAGGGCCUGGGCUUCGUGCGGACGCCGCUGAUCGCGGCCAACUUGUCGUCGGACGUGCCCGACAUCCAGUUCCAUUUCGCACCAGCCAGCGUCAACUCGGAUAACGGCGCCAGGGUGCGCAAGGUUCUCGGCCUGUCCGAGCGCACCUACCGCAAGAUGUACGCGCCGAUCGCCAACAAGGACAGCUUCACCAUUAUCCCCCUGCUGCUGCGGCCGCGAUCUAGAGGGGUGAUCCGUCUCAAGAGCGCCAAUCCAUUCAUGGCGCCGUACAUCGACCCCAACUACUUCUCCGACCACUUCGACCUGGCUACCCUGCGAGAGGGCGUGAAAAUCGCCGUCCAGCUUGCCGAGGCGAAGGCGUUCAAGCAGUUCGGCACCAGGCUGCACAAUAUACCAAUGCCGGGAUGCGAGCAUCUUAAGUUUGCCUCUGAUGAGUACUGGGAGUGCAAUAUCAGACACUUUUCUAUGACCAUCUACCACCCGGUGGGCACCACGAAAAUGGGGCCAGACAACGACCCCGAGGCCGUGGUUGACCCGCGACUCAGGGUCUACGGCGUUCAGGGACUCAGGGUGAUCGACGCCUCCAUCAUGCCGACUAUCGCGAGCGGCAACACGAAUGCGCCGGUGAUCAUGAUCGGCGAGAAGGGCGCCGACCUCAUCAAAGAAGACUGGAACGUAAUCAACGAGAGUUACUAUUUGAAGAAGCGGUGAUGCGUGCACGAGGGCUGCAGGCAGUUCCCAAACAUUUAGUUUACUCAAAAAACUGUUGCCUUUCUCACUUAAGAGAGUUACUACAACCAGCUUCGCUUUUGUUACCAUUAGUUGUUAAGUGUUGCAGUUUUGUGUAGUUAUGCGUGGUUCAAUCAGCAUAUCAUAAACAUAAACGUCUUCCAUUCGAGAAACGUUUUUCAUCUAGUCCCCGCGAUGAUGAAGUGUUGAAUGUGGGAGAAUCAGCCAUAUCGUGAACACAAUUAUGUAUUUGCAAGCCUUUAAAAAUUAGAUGCCAAAUAUACACUAAAUUCGUCUAAAACUGGAAUUUGUAAAUUUUCCUCAGUGUUCAUUUUGUAAAUAACAAAGAGUAUUUUAUACUGCUGCUACAGUUAAUGAUAGAAAGUGUAUCAAAUAAAAUCCUUUUAUAAAAAAAA